Dovyalis caffra is the source of this 303-nucleotide messenger RNA. The record is from the annotation of a GenBank genome assembly. Lineage: Eukaryota; Viridiplantae; Streptophyta; Magnoliopsida; Malpighiales; Salicaceae.
AUGGGGUUGAUUUUGCCACCACUGUAUGCUAUGAUAGAUAGCCGUGUUCUAGGCAAGGUUUCAAUGACAAUCCAAGCAAAAGAUGAAGAUGAUGAGGGAUUAGAUAAAGAAGAUGAAAAUGAGCAUGCAGAGACACCAUGCGAUGCUUGUGGAGAAAACUAUGCCUCCAACGAGUUCUGGAUUUGCUGUGACAUCUGCGAGAAGUGGUUCCGUGGAAAUUGUGUUAAGAUCACCCCAGCUAGGGCUGAGCAUAUUAAGCAAUACAAAUGCCCAUCCUACAGCAAUAUGAGAGCUCGGCUUUGA